AUGAAUGUUGAAUUAAAUAGUAAUGAUCCCGUACCACAUACGCAUUUAAUAACACUUCAUGAAGUUGACAUACAAUUAACAAAUCGAAAAACUAUACUUACUGAAACAACACCAACCAAUGAUAAUAAUCAAUUUACAAAUGUUAUCAAAAGUUUUCUUUCAAAGGUUUUUUCUCAACCAAUUAUUGAUCAUAAUUGGGAAUCACGAUAUUAUUCGGGUCAUUUGGUAGCUACUUGUGGAAAUUUUGUUGCUUAUUCUCUCAAACGACAAAAUGGUGAUGAUAUUAUUUGUGUGUUUUAUAAACAAGUGGAUUUUCGAUCUGUUAUAAAUCCUCCAUUUUCGGGUGAUAUUCAUGAUUUAGUAUUCUCAUUUUCUGACGAUGUCCUUUUGGCAUGUGUUGAUCAAGCAUCUCAUCUACGUAUUUAUCGAAUAGAAAAAGUUGACGAACCAAAUGAAUUACAACAUAUACUAAUCUUAUUUAUUGAUCUGCAAUAUUCGAACAAUCAAUAUCCUCCAACAUUAUCAUGGUGUUACUUUAUACCUGAUAGUAACGAUAGUGAAGAUAAUGAUGCAUAUACUAUGCUAAGUGUUACUCAUGGUUCAAACGUCGAAGUACUUAAUGUUGAUAUUGCAUCACAAUCAUGUAUAUCGGAAAAUAUGUUAAGCUUAAAUCAAAUUGAAAAUGGUCGUUUAACAUAUGCAGAUAAUAAUGGUAAUGUAACAUGUGUUUGUUUCUCACCAGAUGGUACUGCAUUAGGAACGGGUACAGAUAAAGGUGAAAUAAAAUUUUUUUCAAUUAAUUUCGAUCAACCACAAACAUGCAGAUGUUUACAUCUUUGGAUACCACAUGAAGGUCGACCAAUUUCAUCAUUAUUUUUUCUUGAUGAUCAUAAAAAUUUAACACAAGAUACUCAAUUAUGGCGCUACGCAAUAUCAGGCUGUGAUCAAAAUCGUGAACUUAAAGUCUGGAGUUCGGAAACUCAUUUAGAUCGCAUCUUCAAAAAUCAUAUUAAAACAUUGAUUAUUACAAUCGCUAAAAAUGAAAUAAUAGGAUCACCAUCACGCAUAAUCAAUAUACUCUGCAGUUAUGUUUUAACUAUGUGCACCAAUUUAUUAUGCUUAAAAUUUCAUCCAUAUUCCAAUAUUUAUGUUAACUUUAGUGAACGAUUAUCUUUCGAAUCAAAAGAACCUGCAAGAUUUUUUUCUUCAAGUUUAAUGGAAUUACAUAUCAAUGCAGAUGAUUUUACUGAUUGUCUUUAUCUGCUCGAUGGUGGUUUCAAACGACUUCAUACUUUUUAUAUUAAUGUUCGUUUGUUUACUCCUCCAUUACCAGCAACUAUUAGCAAGAUACAUUAUUAG
Rotaria sp. Silwood2 is the source of this 1359-nucleotide messenger RNA. Lineage: Eukaryota; Metazoa; Rotifera; Eurotatoria; Philodinida; Philodinidae. The record is from the annotation of a GenBank genome assembly.